Messenger RNA from Poeciliopsis prolifica (blackstripe livebearer), 2699 nucleotides. RefSeq names its product ring finger protein 128a (gene rnf128a). The record is from RefSeq and is a predicted model, not a curated record. Bases 423 to 1508 code for a protein of 361 amino acids. The transcript has a single exon. Lineage: Eukaryota; Metazoa; Chordata; Actinopteri; Cyprinodontiformes; Poeciliidae.
UAUUAGUCCUAAUGUUUUGCUCUGAGUUACUGAUCUACAAAUUUCUCCUUAUCAGUGGACUUAUCCCAGCGUUUCUUCUAGAACAUCAUUUCGUUUCUUUCACUGACAGCACACCUUUGACUGUAUUUUUUCAGACUUGUUGAAUAGCACCACCCCGCCCUCUACGUGGAUUGCUUAGUGUUCAAGGUUCAGGAAGAUAAUGAGAGGUGAGUGGCUGACGCAGAGCUUGUGUUAUGUUACCAGAGGAUCAUAUUACCGGAGACAGCAGGUUGGCUGAAACUUUAGCUGCCUUCAGAUCGCUGUGACUUGAAGCAAAACAGGAACUGGGACUAAUAAGAGGAGUUUUUGAGAAGAUUUUCACAACUCACAGACUUCUCACAGACUACUCACAGAUUUUCUGUUGUCUGAAGGUGAGAGUUACCAUGGGUGAGAAGACGCAACCGUCGUUGUUGCUGAUUUUGCUGUGUAUGUCGGGGCUUGUUCCUCGUUCUGCUGCUUUCGUGUUUUGGACAGCCUCGUUGAAAACACAAUAUUAUCACAGCAGCAAUGACACCGUGGUAAAGUCCUGUGAGUGUGGAGUGUAUGGCCGUAACUCUGAAGCGGUGCCAUUCUCAGGCUGUGUGGCUGUUCCCAAAGGAGAUCCCACUGGCUGUCGCUCAGGCAUUUUCUACGGCCGGAACUCCAGCGAGGAUUGGAUCGCGCUGGUGAAAAGGGGCAACUGUACUUUUAGCGAAAAGAUCAACAUUGCCAUGAAGCAGGGAGCAGCCGGGGUGGUGGUGUACAAUGUGGAGGGCAGUGGAAAUAGCACCACUUUCAUGUCUCACCCAGACACAGGUGAUGCUAUCGCUAUCAUGAUUGGCAACUUGCAGGGCACAGAGAUCGCCAACUUGGUGCAAAAUGGAACUGUUGUGAAAAUGUUCAUUAAGCCGGGCAGUGCUCACGGACCUUGGAUGGACACGUACUGGCUCUACUUCCUGUCUAUCGCCUUCUUCAUCGUGACAGCCGCCUCGAUCGCCUACUUUGUGUUCAUCUCCGCAAACCGUCUGUACAGCAUGAGCAGGCACAUGCGCACCGAGAAGAGGCUGAAAUCCGAGGCCAAGAAGGCCAUUGGGCGCCUGGAGGUGAUCACUCUGAAACGAGGGAAUGAGCUCACGACGUCCGACGCUAUGUGUGCCGUUUGCAUUGAGUCCUACAAAGCGGGCGAGGUGGUGACGGUGCUGACCUGCGACCACAUCUUCCACAAAGCCUGCAUCGAACCCUGGCUGCUGGAGAGGAGGACCUGCCCCAUGUGCAAGUGCGACAUCCUGAAGGCCCUGGGAGUGGAGGAGGACGUCAAAGACAACAUGUCUACGAGUUCUCCACCAGAGGUCACUGUGAUCACAGUGACAGGAGGAGACGCUCUGUAUGAAGUCCCACUGAACGAACCCAGGAGCCAUGAACCAGAGCAACAGCAACAUCGCUAUGACAACAGGGCCUUUGAGGAAGACUCCGAGGCUGCGAGAGGAUGAGCAAAAACAACAGGAAGAAAACAAUGAACCAUAACAACUGUAAUCCUUUGAAAUGAACGAGGACAGUGGAAUCAAGGUUCCCAUAAAAAAAAGAAGGAUUUUUCAAAUCCAGACAUACUUAAAACAGAAACAACUUGAAGAAUUUAUGUGAAGAGUAAAGAUGCUGUUAAUUGGGGUUUUGCUAUGUUAUUCCUUUGGUUAUAAAGCAUGAAUGAAUGAGUAAUAGAAUGGUAGUCAGUAGAUGGCAAUGAAAGCCAAUAAGCUGCAGAGUGACACAAGUGUCACUUUUCUGCUUUGCAUAGCAAGCACAGUCGGCAAUGUUUAUGGACUCAAGGUGUGGUAUAGGAUUUGAAUAUCUGUUUGCUGUUGUGGCCAAAUUUCUUCCUGUAGCUCAAGUUAACUCUCUGCAGCUAAUUCACCGAAUCCUCAUGAGCAAACCAAAUGUCUAUUCAUCGACAAACUUGAUUGUUUCAUUUUCUUUCUGUCCCUGUUAAAACUGGUUUAGGUCUUUCCAUUUUGACUCAAGCAACAGCACAUUAUUUACAUACACUCCCUGGUGAUCACGCCCUUGAGUGGAGAAGCAGGAUGGUUCACUUUGCACUGCUACGACCAAAAAAAACAACAGAAAAAAAACCACCUGAAAGCUGUGGAGCUUUGGAAAUGUUUGUGCUGGAACUGGCAUAAGCCUAAAUAUGGCAGUGAAAUGAAUGUCUUCUUCUUAUAGUGGGGAAAUAAUGCAUUAUUGUUCUUUAAAUGUAUAUUUGGGCCUGUUUUUAAUUUAUAAUAUACAUUUUUUGUUAUUAUAAUAAGGCGAUGCAAAAUGUUUGUGUAAUCUUCCAUGUCUAAAGAACUGAUUUCCAAGCACAAAAUCUCUGUCUUCCUGGUUUUCAUUUGACAUUUGAGAGUUUAUUUGGUUCACCUGGUCUUCCUCUUAAUGAGCCGAUAUGAAUCUCAAUAUAGACAUGUUUCUCUGUAAAUGAUGGAGCUUUCUUCUUUCUUUGAUUGGUUUGAAUGUGCUGAAUAUGGUACUUAAUAGGCCUUUCCUGUUGCUGAUUUAUUUUCACAGGUGUUUUACAGAUUCCAGGAGUCUUAAAUUGACUUGUAAACACAACUAUUACUUCUGUAUUAAAUCACAUUGAUGUUUAUAAGAAUUCAAUAAAUCCCUCAAAAUGAGGCCAACUCUGAACAACA